Messenger RNA from Helianthus annuus (common sunflower), 5538 nucleotides. Its product is annotated as DDT domain-containing protein PTM. The record is from RefSeq and is a predicted model, not a curated record. The coding region runs from base 298 to 5133 and encodes 1611 amino acids. The transcript is spliced from 10 exons. NCBI's taxonomy places the organism in Eukaryota, Viridiplantae, Streptophyta, Magnoliopsida, Asterales, Asteraceae.
GAAGAAAAGAAGAGUGUGUACUGAAAAAACCCCAAAUAUUCUUCUCUCUAGGGCUAAAUCACACACACAAACACACACAUCGUUGAAGAGAUGAAACCCUAAAUCUAGAUCCUUCUACCAGCUAACUUUUCUCCACAAGCGAUUUAGGUUAUAACAUUCGAUUAAUCUGUUAUCGCGAACGAGAUCUGUGAAUUUGCUAAAAGUUUGUGUCAUAAGUUACCUCAUUGUUGAUUGAAUUAGGUUUGAUUGAAUUGUAGAUUGAAUUAGUGUGAUUCGGAUCUGAAUCGGUUGGGCGAAAUGGAGCCGGAGGUGGUUAAGCGUAGAGGAAGGAAGAGGAAGAGGAAGGGGGGAGAAGAUGUGGAGAAAACGGCGAAAAAAGCGGCGGUUGGGAAGUCGUUGGUGCUUAUCGGGCGGUAUGUGAAGAAGGAGUUUGAGGAGAGUGGUGAGUUUCUAGGGAAGAUUGUUUCGUAUGAUACGGGAUUGUAUAGGGUUAAUUAUGAGGAUGGGGAUUUUGAGGAUUUGGAAACGAAGGAAGUGAAAGCGCUUCUUGUUCAGGAUAGUGAGAUGGAUGCUGCAUUUCGGAAGAGGAAGAAGUCGUUAGAUGCGUAUUUGUUGAAAAAAGCCAAAAAAGAGUCGGUUAAAUCGGAUGUUGUUGGAAAUGAUAACAGUGGUAAAAAGGUUGAAACUGUGGUUAGUGAUAGCGGUGUGGUAGAUAAUGGUGUUGAGUUAACCAGUGCUGAGAAGGUUGAGGCGGAUGUUGAAUCAUCGAGUGAUUUAAGUGAUUAUGAGCCGUCUGCUGAUGUGGCGGAGGUUGAACGUCCUCCACCGCCACAAUUGCCGCCUUCUUCCGGAAAUUUCGGGGUCCCCGAGGAGGAUGUGUCGUACCUUCUUUCUGUAUAUAGCUUCCUGCGCUCGUUUAGCGUUUGUUUGUUCUUAAGUCCUUUUGGACUUGAUGAGUUUGUUGGUGCUCUUAAUAGUACCGUUCAUAAUACACUGUUGGAUGCAAUUCACGUUGCUCUCAUUCGUGCAUUGAAGAGUUAUGUGGAAACCGUUUCUUCAGACGGUUCGGAGCUUGCACAGAAAUGUCUCAGAAGCAUGGAUUGGAGCUUGCUGGAUUCGUUAACGUGGCCAGAGUUCGUAGUUCAAUAUCUAACGGCUAUGCGAUACACAGAAGGGCAAGAAUGGAAAGAUUUUUACCUUACCGUUUUGGAGAAAGACUACUACACUCUAUCGCCCGGUAGAAAGUUAACCAUUUUGCAGCUGUUAUGUGACGAUGCGUCGAAUUCAGCCGAACUAAUGGCAGAAAUCGACAACCGUGAAGAAUCAGAAUUCGGCCCUGAUCCCGAUAGAGUUGUUGAUAGAGCUGCUGAUAGAGUUGUUGUAAGUAAUGAAAAUAUCUCUAGAAGAGGCCGUCCUCGUAAGAAUCCGUUGCCCAAGGAACAAGAAGCUGUAAAAGAUGUUUCGGAAAGCCACACGCCAACCGCUCCUGUUUCCAAAACUACUGGGGAUGACAAUGACGACGAUGAUGAUGAUGGUAAUGGUGACGAAUGCCGCUUAUGUGGGAUGGAUGGGACGUUAAUUUGUUGUGACGGGUGUCCGUCAUCGUAUCACUCCAGAUGUAUAGGCGUAAUGAAAAUGUUCAUUCCCGAAGGGGACUGGUAUUGUCCAGAAUGUACGAUUAACAGAAUCGGGCCGGUUGUUACCAAGAAAUCGUCUCUAAAAGGAGCUGAGUUUUUCGGUAUUGAUCCUUACGAGCAAGUGUUUUUGGGAUCUUGUGAUCAUCUACUAGUGAUGAAAGCUCCCGCAAGUUCGGGCUCACAUAUCCGAUACUAUUCACCUGCGGAUAUUCAAAAAGUUUUGCAUGCACUUACUUGUUCUGUUGAGCAUACAGCUUUAUACAUGGAAAUAUGCAAGGGUAUUUUGCAAUAUUGGGAAAUUCCGGAAAAUAUAUUUCGAAUGCCUGAUUCAGUUAAUGCACCGGAUGUUAUUAAUGCUGGAAACGUUAACGGUGUUGCUGAAAAUGACUCAAAAAAGGAUUUGGUAACUGCAUGUGAAGAUAAAUGUAAAUCUUCUGAAAAUGGGAAUAGCCAUAAUAAAAGCGGUACAAACAGCGCGUAUGAUUUGUCUAACUUGCUUUACAAGAAAGAAGCUAAUAUAGCUAAGUCUUACAUGGGUUUAUCGUUUAAACCACAAGCGUACUUAAACGUUUACAUUCAUGGAGAUUUUGCUGCAUCAGCCGGUGCUAGUUUAGCUAUUCUAUCAUCAGAAGAAAAACUGGCGACACAAACUCAAUCUUCAACAAGCAGCCAUAGGAAAUUUAUGUCUGCUAAUUACUCACUUCAGGCAAAAGCAUUUUCACUUGCUGCUAAACGUUUUUACUGGCCGAAUUACGAAAAGAAACUUGUGGAAGUUUCUAGAGAAAGAUGUGGCUGGUGUCUUUCUUGUAAAGCUACUAUUAAUAGCAAAAGAGGGUGUUUGUUGAAUGCAGCUGCUUCAAAUGCCAUUAAAGGUGCUGCAAAGAUACUUUCUUCUUCACGCCAGUCGAAAAAUGUGGAGGGCAGUCUUGCUUCUAUUGCAACUUAUGUUAUAUUCAUGGAAGAAAGUCUGUACGGUUUAACCGUUGGGCCUUUUUUGAAUUCAAGUUAUCGAAGUCAAUGGCAGAAACACGUCGAGGAAGCUGCAACUUUGAGUGAAAUAAAGGCGUACUUGCUUGAAUUCGAGAGGAAUAUCCGCGACAUUGCGUUUUCUUCAGAUUGGAUCAGGCUCGUAGAUGAUACGGGUUCAGAAAGUCAACCCAGUCAAAGUGCGAAAAGCGUAGUAGGGUCCGCUAAAAAACGUGGGCCAGGCAGGCCCGGUAGAAAACCGUCAAUCGUAAUACCUGAAACCCCUGACGCUGAUGUCAAAGAUGUAUCAAGUGAUUUUGCUUGGUGGCGUGGUGGUAUGCUUUCUAAGCACGUUUUCCAGAAAGGGAUAUUACCUCAAAGGUUGAUGAAGCAUGCUGCUCGACAAGGUGGUUAUGAAAAGAUAAAUGGUGUGCAAUAUGUUGACGGGCUUGAGAUUGCUAAAAGAAGCCGUCAGUUUAUCUGGCGAGCUGCAGUUGACUUGAGUCAAACUGCAUCACAACUUGCUCUUCAGGUUAGGUACCUAGACCUUCAUUUGAGAUGGAACGAACUUGUUUGCCCUGAACAACCUCUUCAAGACGGAAAAGGUCUAGAAGCAGAAGCUUCUGCUUUUCGCAACGCUUGCAUUAUCGAUAAGAAACUUACGGGAACUAAACUUUGUUACGGUGUUGUUUUUGAAAAUCAAAAGCAUCUUCCGUCACGUGUUUUAAAGAAAGUAUUAGAAGUAGAGGAAACCGGUGAUAAAAAGUCGAAAAACUGGUUUCUUGAGAUGCACAUUCCGUUAUAUCUUAUCAAAGAGUAUGAAAUGGUAGUGGCUGCAGAUGUAAAGCCACCAAUAUCUGAUAUUAAACAUGUGACAAAAUCAUCAAAGUUGAGCAAAAAACAGUUAAAGGCUUCUGGCAAGAAUAUAUUUUCGUUUCUCGAGCAGAAGAGGGAUAAUUCGGGCAAGUGCUUUUGCACUUUUUGUCAACAUGAUGUUCUGUUUAGGAUUGCUGCAAGGUGCAGUGUAUGCCAAGGUUAUUGUCACGAGCAGUGUGCUGUCGGUACAGACAUUCAAACAGCUGCGCGGGUCGAGUUUUUAAUCACAUGUAAACGGUGCUACAUCGAUAAAGACGCCACACCUAAAAAGGAGAUUGUUGGCGAUUCUCCAACUAGUCCUUUACUAUUGCAAGGUCAAGAAAGUCAACAUUCAACAUCACUCAUUAAAGUGGGAAAACAAAACGGUCACGGUCAUGAAAGACCGUUAGAAUAUUCCAAUCUGAUAUCCGGUCAACCCAAAAAAGGUACAAGCGGAAAGAAAAACAGUAAAAACCGGCCCCUGCAUUCUGUCGAUCAAAAGCCGAAAGUUUUUAGUUCAAGUAAGGGGUCGAUAAAGAAAGGUAGCAAAAACAGUAAGUUAUGUUUGGGGUUGAUUUGGAAGAAACGGAACGUAAAUGACACCGGAACAGAAUUCAGGAUAAACAAUAUACUUAUGAAGGGUAAUCCGAACGGGCAUUUGCUGGCACCGAAGUGUCAAUUGUGUACACAACCGUAUGACCCUAAGUUGAUGUAUAUUCUAUGCGAGAAAUGCAAAAACUGGUUUCACGCAGACUCUGUUAACUUAAAGGAGUCGAAAAUUAUGGAAUUGUUCGGGUACAAAUGUUGUAGGUGUCGAAGGAUCCGUAUACCCAUAUGUCCGUAUACGGAUCCCGACACCCGAGUGAAGUUAGAGGCGAAAAAGGACGCCAUGGCAAAGGUUCAUAUGCAGAAGAACUUAGGAUCCGAUUCCGAUCUUGACUCCAACGAUGAUGUAACAACGGAGGACUGGGAUCUCGAUUCCACUCCGUUGUUUGAAUCAGAAGACGCUGUAAACUUCGAAGAAGAAAGUGAAAAUCCGUUCUAUUCUUUUCAAACGAUUGACCAAGUCAACGAUGACAAGCUUGAAGUUGACUCCGGAGUUGGACCCGGGCCUAAGAAGUUACCCGUCAGGAGACAUAUAAAACCGGAAAAGGAAUCCGAUGUCGGUUUCGAAAUUCCGACAAUGUACACGGGAAUUAACAAUCCAAACCCCGCAGCAGGGGAAUCAUCAACUCCGAUUGUGGAAUGGGAUGUUUCUGCAAACGGGGUUGCGGAUGAUAUGAUGUUUGAUUACGGGGAUCUAAAUUACGAAGACAUGGAGUUCGAACCACAAACGUAUUUUUCUUUCAAUGAACUGCUUGCAUCGGAUGAAGGUGUCGGUGGGUCCGGGGACCCACCGACAGACGUGAAUGGACCAACAACAGAUGAUUAUAACCUUAACCCUGAGCAGUACCAAAUGGGCAUAACUUAUGAUCAACAAGAGCCCAUGUUUUCCGUAGAAUCCGGGCUUGAAAUGGUGCCGUGUAAGGUGUGUUCACAAACCGACCCGUGCCCGGACUUGUUCUGCCAGACGUGCGGUUUGUGGCUGCACCAGGAUUGCUCACCGUGGGAGGAAGACUCGUCUUGGGAGCCCGAAACAGGCUGGAAAUGUGGCAACUGUCGAGAGUGGCGUUAAUGGUGUUAGUGGCGUUAGUGAGUGUUUCUAUCCCAUUGAGGACAUAAUCGUCUUUUCCCCUCUCAAAUCCCUAACAUAUUGCUGUUGUUUAUGUACAUAACUGUUCAUGGAGAGGGGGGUGCGGAUUAUUUAGUGAAGUUGGCCAGUUUGGUGUAUCGUGUUUGAUUAGAUCGCAUUUGGUUGGUUCAUAUAUACUUGUUUUCGAAUUUCGAUUCCCCUUUGGUUUUGUGGGGGCAUGUAUACCAUUUUGAUAGGGCUAUGUGAUGGAUGGUACACCCGAGGCACGAUAGAUGAGCGACUUUUCUAGUAUUGUUUGUCGUAUUUGAUUGAUUGUUGGUGGUUUUUUUUAAGUUUUUUAAAGAUAUUCAUGUUGCUGAUCUUUAUUGUGUUUUACUCCUUUAGUUA